Liolophura sinensis is the source of this 3334-nucleotide messenger RNA. RefSeq lists its product as uncharacterized. The transcript has 9 exons. The record is from RefSeq and is a predicted model, not a curated record. The coding region runs from base 103 to 2313 and encodes 736 amino acids. Lineage: Eukaryota; Metazoa; Mollusca; Polyplacophora; Chitonida; Chitonidae. Gene Ontology annotation, molecular function: protein binding.
UCGCGUGGACUGCAUUAUGAAUCGCCUUAAAAUAGAUUUGACGUAUAGCUACUAUUCUGGGUAUAGCUGUACAAAAACGAGCUGGUCAAAACUGUCAGAGCCAUGUCGGGGGAAGAAAGGACAGCUCAGUCUGCGGUGCCAAAGGGAAAGCUUGCGAAAAUGAAGAGCUUCACCGAGGCCUUAAAGGACAAAUACUGCGAUGUAGGAGACAUCGACAACAACAUCAACAUCGUGAUAUUUGGUAAACCCUCGAGGAAGCGAGAGGACUCGGAGUCGAGUGAAGGGGAACCGGAGCUGGGGCAUCUGAGGACAGUGGUUCUGAACAAGAUGAAAAUCAGCCAUGCUGGUUUACCUAGCUCUGGCCUGGCUUCAUUAUGUCCCAACAUUUCUGACCUUGACCUGCAGGGCAACAGCUUGACUUCCUGGAGGGAAACACUGACCAUUCUCUCUCACCUCCCCUGUCUCAAAUUUGUUAACCUGAGCUCAAACAAAUUCAUCCAUGACCAGGAAACAUUAGCAGCUUGGAACCAUCCUUUGAAAUCUGUUGAAGACUUGGUGCUAAACCGCACAGAAAUGACAUGGGAAGAAGUUCUCUCCCUUGCACAGCUAACCCCCAAUCUUAAAGAACUGCACAUCUGUGAUAAUGGGUACCAGACAAUCAGUGAUGGCAACCUUCAAGCUUUGGAAAGUAUUGAAACACUUCGUUUGAACAACAACAACAUUCAAGAAUGGGCUGAGUUCUGGAAAUUACGUCAUCUUCCUCAGCUACAGAGCCUUAUCCUGUCUGGGAACCCAGUUGAAGUAGUUUUCUACGACCAGUCAUCAGAUAGCACACUUCCAUCAGACUCUCCUAAAGAAAGUACGUGUGACUUAACAAAUGAAAAAUCUGUUAGCGUCUGUGCUUCUGUUUUGGAUGAUAUUGUCUCGAGUGUGAAUUCAUUUUCACAAAAUUGCAUAGAUGAUUGUUCUAGAUUGGAAAUAAACCAAAUCUCUGCGUCUAAUUCAGUGUGUAAUGACCAAGUACAAACUUAUGGUGAUCAAGAUGAUCCAGAAUACAGCUCUGGACAGAUUCGUAACGAGGCUCAAGAUGGUUUAUAUCAGCUGCCAAACUACAAUACUCAGGACUGUGCCAUCGGCAAAAACUGUGAUAGGCUCACACAAAAAGCCAUGACUUGUGAUACUGAGGCUCCACACAGUGUAAGCCAGGUAGCAGAAAACAAUAUUCCACAAUCUCCUGUCGGAGAAAACAGUGAUAAACCCACACAGAAAGCAACAACCUGUGAUAUUGAGGCUCCACAUGGUGUAAAUCAGCUACCAAACACCACCAUGAAUACAUCUGUUGUCAAAGAAACCUGUGAUAGGCCCACACCAGGGUCCACAAGAUGUGGUAUUAGUGACACUACUUCUCUGAGCGCUGUUCGGAUCACAGUGCUCAACUCGGGGAAUUCAACGCAAGAAAAUUUUUCAUUCAAUAAAAACGCCCACCUUGGAAGCAAUCCCAAUGCAUCUCAGGAAGUAAAACAUUUCGUCCAAAACAACUGUGAUAGUGGGACAGUGCUGUCUGGAAGCACUGCUGAUGGACAAUCAAGUUGUAGAGCAGAGCUGGAGAUGGGAGGUAACAGAGAUUCUGCGAAACCAUUCAGGAACUUGUCCAUGCUGUGUUUGAGUCAGACGAGGCUGUCGGAUUGGGAACACCUCAGUGCAAUCAACUCCUUCCCCAGUAUAAAAUCUCUUAGAAUCACGGGCAUUUCAUUGGCUGAUGACUUACCACAGGAUGACAGAAGGAAGCUGUUCUUGGCAUGCUUACCCUCAGUUAAAGUGUUGAAUGGUGGGGAGGUGUCACAGACGGAGAGAGAAAAGGCUGAACGUCAUUUCCUUCGGCACUUCUUACAGAAAGAGGAAAAGCCAGAGAGGUACCUCGAGUUGGAACAGAAGCACGGUAAGCUCACACCGUUGGUUGAGAUAGAUUUAACACGAGGCUUCCAAGAGUGGGUCACAGUCAAGUUUGUCUACAAUGGCACUGAAGUUCUUGAGGAUAAAAUCCGGGUCAUGGAAAAUGUUGGAAAACUGAAAACCUUCAUCAGACAAAAACUCUGCAAAAAGUUGGGAAUAACGAGGUUUAAAAUGUGGCACCUGGCAUGUGGACCGUUUCAUUCAUCACCAGGGGUGGAAUUAGAGGAACUCUUUCUGGACUCUUUACCUUUGAGUCGUUUUGAUGUGCAAGAAGCAGACGAAAUCCACAUUGAGCAAGUUGAAGGGUUCAAACCUGGCUUGCAGCUAGGACUGGGCAAUGGAACAACAUAUCGCUGGUAAUAGGAACAUUAUGAUCAGAAGUACAAGAUGGACAUGUAACAGGAGCAAGAGAAAUACCUGAGAGUGGUGUGGCAAACUAAGCAUUCCAACAGUUUAAAUACUGGACCACAGCUACAUGCAGAAGUGGAUGGAGGAAGGACAUACCGGUGUUAAGAGAAACGUCAAUGGAGCAAGAGAAAUACCUGAGAGUGGUGUGGCAAACUAAGCAUUCCAACAGUUUAAAUACUGGACCACAACUACAUGUAGGAAUGGAUGGAGGAAGGACAUACUGGUGUUAAGAGGAACAUCGAAGGAGCAAGAGAGAUACCUGAAGGUGGUGGGGCAAACUAAGCAUUCCAACAGUUUAAAUACUGGACCACAACUACAUGUAGGAAUGGAUGGAGGAAGGACAUACCGGUGUUAAGAGGAACAUCGAAGGAGCAAGAGAGAUACCUGAAGGUGGUGGGGCAAACUAAGCAUUCCAACAAUUUAUAUACUGGACUACAGCUUGAUGUACUUGUAGGAUUUGGUACAAGAGAAACAUCACUGGUAAUGAGACUCCACAACCAAAGGAACAAGGUAAAUACCUGAAGAUGGUGUGGCAGACUACAUUGUAAAUGUUCCAACAAUCUAAAUCCAGGUCCAGCUUAAAAUGCAGGAAUGGGUGCUGGAGAAACGUAGUCUGCUGGUAAUUAAAGGUGAACCGUAAUGGUUUCAGUGUUGACAUAAGAUGAAUGAACGUGGAAGGGCCACUUUGACGCCAAUUUGAUGCCUCAAAUUCCCAGGGAAGUUGUGACGUUUUGCAUUAUGGUGAGAGAAAGACCCUGAGGUAAACCAAAGAUCAUCCGCAGAUUGCUGACAGGCCUUUUCAUAUGACUCAGAGCGACCGCAUCGGUGAGAGGCUCUCGAGCACAGCGCUGGCCGUUUUCAUUGCGCGUAUAGGAUAUAAGUAGACAUGUGAUGGUUAUAAACAGACGUGGUAUCAUGCAUUGUUUGAUUCUUCAGCUUCAAGGUUAUACUAUAUAUAUGUCAGUAGUGUUAA